Molecule: messenger RNA, 582 nt
Organism: Bipolaris maydis ATCC 48331
Lineage: Eukaryota; Fungi; Ascomycota; Dothideomycetes; Pleosporales; Pleosporaceae
Source: RefSeq, a predicted model, not a curated record
AUGGAAGCCCGCGAUUCUGAUAUAUCUAAGAAAGAUGUCAAACGAAUACUAGACAGGUUCUGUCCAAAGAGAUCAGUUCUUGACCCUUCCUUAGCUCCUCUGACCGUGGAAGGGGUUAUUUCCAAACUCAAAGAUGAAUACCAAGUAUUUGUGGACACUGUUGAAGAGGCUAAAGAAAGCCCUGGGACUGCAGAGCAGCUUUGGUGCAACAUCAGGCUGCCCUUGCAAGCCUGGGCAAUUGCCAAUAUUCCAUCGACCAAGAGGCGCGCUCUAUCCGCUAAGCAACGGUACUACACCAAAAGCUAUCAGACUUCCUUUGACAUAACAACCCUCGAUUCGGCACAGCUCAAUUUCUUAAUUGCGUUAGCGUAUUUCCACAUAGCACCCAGGUCACACGACGAAACUAUCUUCCUGCAAAGCAAAUUUGCCUCAAUGAUGCACGCCUGUUCGCUCGCUAGAACAUUACUCCAUACACAUCUGGUGAGUGACAAGCACUUGGGUCCGGCGUUCUCGCAACCAGACCUUUCAAUAAUAAGCCAAUCUCGUAAGUUAAUAUACACUAUAAUAGGCAGUAACAACUAA